This is a messenger RNA of Rhinichthys klamathensis goyatoka, 498 nucleotides long. RefSeq names its product guanine nucleotide binding protein (G protein), gamma transducing activity polypeptide 2a (gene gngt2a). Gene Ontology annotation, cellular component: heterotrimeric G-protein complex. Gene Ontology annotation, biological process: G protein-coupled receptor signaling pathway. The transcript has 3 exons. Gene Ontology annotation, molecular function: G-protein beta-subunit binding. NCBI's taxonomy places the organism in Eukaryota, Metazoa, Chordata, Actinopteri, Cypriniformes, Leuciscidae. Bases 124 to 333 code for a protein of 69 amino acids. The record is from RefSeq and is a predicted model, not a curated record.
GGCGACAGCACCAGACCGAAGCGCUCAGUUCAUCUCCAGACCACAAACCCUGCACAUGGUCCCUUAAAGUGCAGAGAGUGACCUGUUCCCUCCAUUGGCUGCCCCACUAACUGAUAGGGCAGGAUGGCGCGGGAUAUGUCCGAUAAGGACAUCCUAAAAAUGGAGCUGGAACAACUUCAGAAGGAGGUUAAGAACACUAGAGAGCCUGUCUCUAAAACUGCAAAGGAGAUUUGUGAAUGGGUUGAGGCCCAAGCCGCAGAAGAUCCCCUCGUAAAAGGCGUUCCUGAGGACAAAAACCCCUUCAAGGAUAAGGGUGGAUGCAUAAUAACUUAGCCUAUGUGAAUUCUUGUAGCAAAAGUAUACGAGGAUGCAUUCAUUUGUGCUAAUGAGAGCUGUUUAUCUGUUAUCUGAACUUAAAUGAGGAGUAAGCACAUUGUGCUUAGCUUUAGCAUCUCUACUAGACGCCAUACAGACUGCAAGACUUACAGAGUAAAAAAG